Molecule: messenger RNA, 675 nt
Organism: Pleurotus ostreatus (oyster mushroom)
Lineage: Eukaryota; Fungi; Basidiomycota; Agaricomycetes; Agaricales; Pleurotaceae
Gene: ROT1
Product: Reversal of tor2 lethality
Exons: 4
Coding region: 1-675 (224 amino acids)
Biological process (GO): 'de novo' protein folding
Cellular component (GO): endoplasmic reticulum; endoplasmic reticulum membrane
Source: RefSeq, a predicted model, not a curated record
AUGUUCAGUACACUCGUUUACACUCUCCUGAUUCCCGCUUUGGCCGCGCAAGCCCAAGUGGCGACACCGAAUCUCGUUGGAACAUGGACUUCGCAAAGCAGAGCGGUGUCCACCGGCCCUGGCUUCGCGAAUCCCGCCAAUAUGACUUUUGAAUACCCAAAGAACACUGGUGUCUCGUUCUCCUUCUCUGACGACAACCACUACGAAAUUGCACGAUAUAGAUUCAAAUCAAACGGCUCGGAACCCAAUUGCAUCACUGGGAUCAUGCAAUGGGUGCAUGGCACGUACGAGCUGCCGGCGAAUGGUUCAAUUGUCAUGACGCCUUUCGGGGACGGUUACCAACAAAUCCAGGACCCAUGCGCAGCGCAAUCGAACUUCAUCGAAAUCUACAACUUCACCGAGAUCUACAGCCAAUAUCGACAAUUCCAAGACGCUACGCAAGGCCUGAAACUGCACCUGUUCGAGUUCGACGGCACACCUGUGGCUCCGUUGUUCCUUCUUUCGCAGACCCCAACGAUGCUUCCUACCCGCCUACUGCGGAACGUCACUACAGGAAGUCCCGUGAUAGAGAGACGGUCAAACGGUGCUCUGCAGGGCGCUGGGUCGGACAUCCGUACGAUCGGAGGUGUUGUUGGGGCCGCUGCUCUAAGCACGGUUGCCUCCUUGUUCCUGUAA